AUGGAAAAUAACGUGCCCACCAUCUCUGCUCAGGUGCCCUCCCACCGACAGUGCCCACCAUCUCUGCUUAGGUGUCCUCCCACCGACAGUGCCCACCAUCUCUGCUCAGUGCCCACCAUCUCUGCUCAGGUGCCCUCCCACCGACAGUGCCCACCAUCUCUGCUCAGGUGCCCUCCCAUCUACAGUGCCCACCAUCUCUGCUCAGUGCCCACCAUCUCUGCUCAGGUGCCCUCCCACCUACAGUGCCCACCAUCUCUGCUCAGGUGCCCUCCCAUCUACAGUGCCCACCAUCUCUGCUCAGUGCCCACCAUCUCUGCUCAGGUGCCCUCCCACCGACAGGGACCACCAUCUCUGCUCAGGUGUCCUCCCACCUACAGUGCCCACCAUCUCUGCUCAGUGCCCACCAUCUCUGCUCAGGUGCCCUCCCAUCUACAGUGCCCACCAUCUCUGCUCAGGUGCCCUCCCACCAACAGUGCCCACCAUCUCUGCUCAGGUGCCUCAGUCACCCCAGAGCUGGUGUGUGGGAGGAGCUACCUGGAGGUGGGUCUCCUCAAGUCUCAGCUAGCGGCCAAACGUCUGGACAACUCCUCUGCUCACCUGGCCAAACCCCGCUGCUCCUCCCAGGAUAUUAACGGGACGGGGUGGUUCCAGAUGGAGCGCUGGGAGGGCAGCUGUGGAACCACUCUGACGACUAACGGCAGCUACGCCAUCUACUCCAACAGUUUUUUUGUCUACACGAUCAUUGAGACCUUUGAACAACCCGUGAGGAUCUCUUUCUCCUGCUCCUAUCCCCUGGAGACAGAGGUAAACAUGGAUGUGGUCAUCAAACCAUACCUGGAACUUGAAGGUGCGAUCAAAGAUGAGGGUGCCCAGGCCAGGGCCUCCAUGUCUCUGUUCCGUGAUGCCAGCUACACAGCUCCUUACCCAGCAGGCCCGGUCACUCUGCCACUGGGCUCCAUCCUGCAUGUGGGCGUGUCUGUUGAAGAGACGGACGCUGAGGCCUUUGUGGUCGUUCUGGAGGACUGCUACGCAACCCACUCCCCUGAUCCUGAUGACCUCCUGAAAUACUUCCUCAUCCAGCACAAGUGUUCUACUGACCGUCACCAGGUGACCGUGGAGGAGAGUGGCUUGUCCCUCCAGGCUCGCUUCGCUGCGCUGCUGUUCCUGUUCCAGGAGGACUACAGGGACGUCUACCUGCACUGCAGCCUCAACCUGUGUGACCAGAGGAACUCCUCCUGCUCUCCUAUGUGUUCAGGAAGGUCUGUCCGCUCUGUCGAUGAACUUGUACCCCUCAAGCCCGUCACCAUUGGACCAAUCACCUUGACAGAAUACCUGCAUAUAAAUAACUAUAAGCUUUAA
This is a messenger RNA of Osmerus eperlanus (European smelt), 1359 nucleotides long. Its product is annotated as uromodulin-like. Bases 1 to 1359 code for a protein of 452 amino acids. The transcript is spliced from 11 exons. The record is from RefSeq and is a predicted model, not a curated record. Lineage: Eukaryota; Metazoa; Chordata; Actinopteri; Osmeriformes; Osmeridae. Gene Ontology annotation, cellular component: cell surface.